GUCUCUCUCAAUCUCUGUGUAGCACACUUAAGCCUUUUUUCGUAUGGUAAUCCGUUCAUUCAAUAUACAGAAAUUCGAACGGGUCAUGACUUCAUCACUUUCUCCUCCUGCAAUUACUCCAAGCUACGAUUUCAAUUCUCCACAACUCCCUUUCAUCCUGCAUCGAUUGGAAUGUUGUAAGUCCAUGGAAGAGCUCAAACAAAUCCAUGCCUGCAUUAUCAAAGCCAGGCCUCUCCAAACGCAGCUCGUGUUGGACAAAUUUCUCUCCUGUGCUCUUUCAACUCUCGGAAGCCUUGACUAUGCCCAAUCUUUUUUCUCACAAAUCAGAAAUCCAAAUCUCUAUGCUUACAAUGCAGUAAUCCGAGGCUUUUCUCGUAGCAAGAACCCAAUGCAGUCACUGUUGUUUUAUGGGGAAAUGCUGGAGAAAGGAUUCUGUCCUGACAAUUUCACGAUCCCUUUUCUUCUCAAGGCAUGCGCAGAAUUGCGGACAUUGAGAGAAGGGGAGGGCAUUCAUUCUCAAUCGAUUAAGAAUGGGCUGGUAUGGGAUGUUUAUGUAAGGAACACUCUGAUGAGAAUGUACGCUGUUUGUGGGGUAACUGGCGCUGCUCAGAAAUUGUUCGAUGAAAGUUGUCAUCGAGAUUUGGUUUCAUGGACCACACUGAUUCAAGGUUAUGUGGAGAAUGGGUUUCCAGGGCAAGCAAUUCAGGUGUUCUUGGAAAUGAGUAUGACAAAAUUAAAAGCGGAUGGAAAGACGAUGGUGAUUGUACUUUCUGCUUGCUCUGAACUUGGAGAUUUGGAUUUAUGCAGGAAAAUACAUAGUUAUAUACAGGAUAAUAAGGUGUAUUUGGAUCUUUUUGUUGAGAAUGCUUUGGUGGAUAUGUACUUAAAAUGCGGGGAUAUUGACUCUGCUUGUAGGUUGUUUAAUUCUAUGCCCAAGAAGAAUGUUGUUUCUUGGAAUUCCAUGAUCCUGGGGCUGACACAACAAGGAGAAUUCAAGGAGGCCCUGUUGGUAUUCCGAAGCAUGCAAAGAGAUGGGGCUGAACCAGAUGAUGUUACAUUAGUAGGUGUGCUAAAUUCAUGCGCUAAUCUAGGGGUUCUCGAGUUGGGUAAGUGGGUUCAUGCGUAUGUAGAUAGGAAAGGGAUUAGAGCAGAUGGAUUUAUAGGAAAUGCGCUGGUGGAUAUGUAUGCAAAGUGUGGCAGCAUUGAUCAAGCGUUUGGAGUUUUCAAGAAUAUGCAACAUAGAGACGUUUAUUCUUACACAAGCAUGAUUGCUGGGCUGGCGAUGCAUGGGGAAGGAGAGAGAGCAUUGGAUCUCUUCUCUGAGAUGUCUAGGGUUGGUAUGAAACCAGAUGAAGUGACAUUUAUCGGCAUCCUUACAGCAUGUAGCCAUGUAGGGCUGGUGGAGGAGGGGCGCCAAUAUUUUGAGGAUAUGUCAAGAGUGUACAAGCUCAAGCCUCAGAUAGAGCAUUAUGGCUGCAUGGUUGAUCUUCUGGGUCGUGCUGGAUUCAUAAGUGAGGCUGAAGAAUUUAUUAGGAAAAUGCCAAUUGAGCCUGAUGCCUUUGUCUGGGGUGCUUUAUUGGGGGCCUGCAGGAUCCAUGGGAAGGUUGAGCUAGGAGAAAGAAUCAUGAAAAAGCUUGUAGAAAUAGAGCCAGAGAAAGAUGGCACUUUUGUACUCAUGUCGAACAUAUAUGCCUCUGCAAAUCGAUGGAGAGAUGCAGUGAAGGUGAGAAAGGCAAUGAAAGAGAGAAAGAUGAAGAAGAUCCCAGGCUGUAGUUUAAUAGAACUGAACGGAAUGGUCCAUGAGUUUCGGAAGGGGGACAAAUCACACCCAAAGACAAAAGAGAUAUACAAGAUGCUAGAUGAAAUAAUGAGUCGUUUAAGGCAGGAGGGGUAUGUGGCGCAUACCAUGAGUGCAUUACUAGAUGUGGCUGAGGAGGAGAAGGAGCAUGCACUGUGUCACCACAGCGAGAGGUUGGCAAUUGCUUUUGGCUUGAUCAGUACAAGCCCAGGGACACCACUGAGGAUAGUAAAGAAUCUUCGUGUGUGCAGUGAUUGUCAUUCUGUGACUAAGUUCAUUUCUAAAGUCUUUCGAAGAGAGAUAAUCGUGAGAGAUCGAAACCGUUUCCAUCAUUUUAGAGGAGGUUCAUGUUCGUGUAAAGAUUUUUGGUGAUCUCUUGCUAUCCUGAUUUUCAAUUAAAAAUGUAUUUCAAGCAAGAAAUGCAUAUGACUGUUACUAUA
This is a messenger RNA of Nelumbo nucifera (sacred lotus), 2238 nucleotides long. NCBI's taxonomy places the organism in Eukaryota, Viridiplantae, Streptophyta, Magnoliopsida, Proteales, Nelumbonaceae. The record is from RefSeq and is a predicted model, not a curated record.